Molecule: messenger RNA, 1869 nt
Organism: Ostreococcus lucimarinus CCE9901
Lineage: Eukaryota; Viridiplantae; Chlorophyta; Mamiellophyceae; Mamiellales; Bathycoccaceae
Exons: 1
Coding region: 1-1869 (622 amino acids)
Cellular component (GO): nucleus; FACT complex
Molecular function (GO): DNA binding; nucleosome binding; histone binding
Source: RefSeq, a predicted model, not a curated record
AUGAGCGCGGAGUUUACCGUCGCGGCGCGCGCGCUCGGACGCGGGAGCGGGACGCAGGGAGAGUUGACGCUGAGCAAGGCGAUCGGCGCGCGGUUUCGAGCGGCGACGGGCGCGGGCGAGCAGAAGAAGACGGAGAUCGAGGCGGGGAAGGUGCGCGAGGUGCGAUGGAGCGACGCGCCGACGGGUGGGGUGCUGCGAGUGCGAUCGACGGACGGACGGACGCUCGUGCUGGGAGGGAUGGGGACGGAGGACGCGAAGAACGCGGCGGAGUACGCGGCGCGCGAGCUGGGGUGCGCGAGCGGCGAGACGAAGAUGAACGUGAACGGACGGAACUGGGGCGACGUCGCGAUCGAGGGGAGCGGGACGGUGUUUGAGGUCGGUGGGAAGACGGCGUUUGAGAUCGAUGGGCAGUACAUCUCCGAGGCGACGGUCGUCGGGAAGAGCGACGUCGUCUUGCAAUUUCACCACGACGACACGGCGGCGGAGAAGGAUUCUUUGGUGGAGAUGUCGUUUUACGUUCCGCCGGGCAGCGAGACUUGGAAAGGAGACGAUAUGGAAGAUCCCGAUGACACCGCGGCGAAGCGUUUGCACGCGGCGAUCAUGUCGAUCGCCGCCGCCGACGCCGAGGCGGGCGAACCCGUGGCGGAAUUCGACGGCGUCUCCAUGGUCGUCCCGAGAGGCAAGGUUUCGAUCGAGUUGCACAACACGCACAUGCGCAUGCAAUCCUCGACGCUGGACUUCAAGGUUCAGUACAGCUCCAUCGUUCGCGUGUACUUGCUUCCGAAGCCGCACUCGAACCAGUCGCACGCGGUCAUCGCGCUCGACCCACCGAUUCGCAAGGGACAAACGUUUUACCCGCACAUUCUCGCCAUGUUCAACGACGACGAUCAUCUCACGGUGGAACCAAACUUGGCUGCAGACAUGAAAGACAAGUUCCCCACCCUCGAGUCGACUUACGACGGCUCCUCGGGAGAAGUCUUCGUGCGCGUAUUGAAAAACAUGGCUGGCGUCAAGUUGACGAGACAAAGCUUAUUCACCGCCUCGGCGGGCGGACACGCCAUCCGCGUGUCGCACAAGGCUGACGUCGGCCUACUGUACCCGCUUGAAAAAGCGUUCUUCUACUUGCCCAAACCUCCGCUGUUGUUGCACUACAGCGAAGUCGAUGAGGUUGAGUUUGAGCGUCACAGCGCGCAGGGCGCGACGAGCGGCAGGACGUUUGACGUCUCUGUGAAUAUGAAGAAUGGCUCAUCGUACGAUUUCCACGGCAUUCAACGGUCGGAGUUCCAGAACUUGGUUAACUUCUUGACCGCCAAACAAGUGAGAAUCUCCAACGUCGACGCCAACGCGCGCGCGGACCAGCUCAUCGCCGAAGCUUCGGACGACGACGACGAAGGCUACGCGCGACGCGGCGACGACGACAGCGAAGAGGACGAAGACUUCGCCGCGGGAAGCGAGUCCGACGGCGGCGAGCCCACCGACAGCGAUUCCGACAGCGAAAGCGACGAGGGCGCGAAGAAGUCGAAGAAGUCGCCCAAAGCCAAACGCGCGAAGAAGGAUCCGAACGCUCCGAAACGAGGCUUGUCCGCGUACAUGUUCUUCUCCGCCGCCAAGCGCGCCGAAAUCACCGCCGCUAACCCUUCGUUCGGCGUCACCGACGUCGCCAAGGCGCUCGGCGAAAAGUGGAAGACGAUCACCGACGAAGAAAAGAGCGUGUACCAGCAACAAGCCGACGAGGACAAGAUUCGAUACGAGCGCGAGAUGGAAGCCUACCGCGCCGGCGGUUCGCAGCCCAAGGUGGAGAUCAAGGACGACGACGACUCCGACGCCGACGACGCCGCGCGCGACGUCGACGCCAUGGACGAAGAUUAG